Colletotrichum chrysophilum is the source of this 1521-nucleotide messenger RNA. RefSeq lists its product as uncharacterized. Gene Ontology annotation, biological process: cyclic threonylcarbamoyladenosine biosynthetic process. The record is from RefSeq and is a predicted model, not a curated record. Bases 1 to 1521 code for a protein of 506 amino acids. Lineage: Eukaryota; Fungi; Ascomycota; Sordariomycetes; Glomerellales; Glomerellaceae. Gene Ontology annotation, molecular function: ubiquitin-like modifier activating enzyme activity; tRNA threonylcarbamoyladenosine dehydratase activity. The transcript has 3 exons. Gene Ontology annotation, cellular component: mitochondrial outer membrane.
AUGUCUUCACUUUUUUCAAAAGCGGCGUCAAACCCGCACAUACAACUAGCAGCUACAGCGCUGCUAUCCGGCGCGACAGUAGCAUGUCUCAUUUUUGGCUACCAAGCGUUCGAACGAGAAGAACGAAUUCAUGACCUCAAAAAGUCCAUCCCCGCCCCCAUCGACUCAUCUGGAAACCUCACCUCAUACGGCGGCGCCUCUCCCCCUGUUGACAAGGAGGAUGCCCGCAACCAAGCCCUGGCCCGUCGCGCCCAAGCCGGCGACUUCGACGAAGAACUGAUCCUGGAACAACUCGCCCGCAACCGCGUCUUCCUUAAGGACGACGGCCUCCGCAAGCUGCGCUCCGCCUUCGUCGUCGUCGUGGGCGUCGGCGGCGUCGGCUCCCACUGCACCGCCGCCCUCGCCCGCUCCGGCGUCUCCAAGAUCCGUCUCAUCGACUUCGACCAGGUCACACUCAGCUCCCUCAACCGCCACGCCGUCGCCACCCUCGCGGACGUUGGCAUCCCCAAGGUCCAGUGUCUCUACCGCCGCCUGAUCGCCAUCACCCCGUGGGCCCGCUUCGAGCUCAAGAACCAAAAGUUCGAGAAGGACGUCGCCGCCGAGCUGCUCGCGCCGUGGGCCGAGGACGGCCAGAAGCCCGACUUCGUGGUGGACGCCAUCGACAACAUUGACACAAAGGUUGCCCUGCUCAAGUACUGCCAUGACCACCAGAUUCCUGUUAUUUCCAGCAUGGGCGCCGGGGCCAAGGGUGAUCCUACUCGUAUCAACGUUGCGGACAUCGGCGCCAGCACCGACGACGGUCUCUCGAGGGCUACGCGCAGGAAGCUGAAGCUGCUUGGUGUGACUAGUGGUAUUCCCGUUGUGUACUCCAACGAGGUGGCAGCCGAAGGCAAGGCCGCUCUGCUGCCUCUCUCCGAGGAGGAGUUCAAGAAGGGCACCGUUGGCGAUCUCAGCGUUCUUCCCAGCUUCAGAGUGCGAAUCCUCCCCGUUCUUGGAACCAUGCCCGCCGUUUUUGGAUACAUCGUCGCAAACCACGUUAUUCUCAGCAUCUCAGGAUACCCCCUUGACUACGUCCCAGCGAAGAACCGUGACAAGCUCUACGGCGACAUCGUCGGCUUCGUCCAGGGCUCCGAGACCCGCCUCGUGAAGCACCGAGACGGCGUCGAAGCAUCCAUGGGCAUCCGCGUUCCUGUCUCUCUCGGUGAUGCCGCUUUCUUGACCGAAGAGCUCUGGAAGGGCCGCAGCGCCGUUACCGGUCUCAUCAACAGGCUCGUGCUCGUGCGGUGGAAGAGGCCUGAGGGCAAGACGAAGCUCGUCAUUGGUGAGGGCUCCGAGCAGCAGAAGUGGACCAACAUCCGGUUCCGCGACCUGGUCUGCAUGACGAGGGACGAGGCUCUCCGCCACGAGAAGGAGUAUCUCAACGGCGAGAAGAACCUGGAGGACUUGUACGACGCCGAGGUGGUUGCCAGGGUCGAGGCGAGGCUGCAAGAGGCUGCCGAAGCGGAGAAGGAUAGACUUUAG